UGGCAGCCUGACAGCCGGUCCCGAUGGGUGGCAAGAAAGUUUGCAUCGUGGGCUCCGGCAACUGGGGCUCGGCUAUUGCCAAGAUAGUGGGCAGCAAUGCAGCCCAGCUGGACAAAUUCGACAGCACAGUCAACAUGUGGGUGUUUGAAGAGGAAAUUGGAAGCAAGAAGCUCACGGAGAUCAUCAAUACGCAGCACGAGAAUGUCAAGUAUUUGCCGGGGCACAAGCUACCACCCAAUGUGGUGGCAGUGCCAGAUGUGCUGAAGGCUUCGGCUGAUGCUGACAUCCUUCUCUUCAUAGUACCACAUCAAUUCAUUGGGAAGCUCUGUGAGCAGCUGAAGGGCCAUGUCAAGAAAGAAGCAGUAGGGGUUUCACUCAUCAAGGGUGUCGAUGAAGGCCCAGAUGGGCUGAAGCUGAUAUCAGACAUUAUCCAUGAACAGCUGGGCAUUGAGAUGAGUGUUCUAAUGGGAGCCAAUAUUGCCAAUGAGGUGGCAGAAGAGAAAUUCUGUGAGACCACAAUUGGCUGCAGGAAUGUAGAGCGUGGACAGAUCCUCAAAGACUUGCUGCAAACACCCAAUUUCCGAGUCACAGUGGUGCAGGAGGCAGAUACUGUAGAGAUCUGUGGGGCCCUCAAGAAUGUGGUGGCUGUUGGUGCUGGUUUCUGUGAUGGGCUGGGCUUUGGUGAUAAUACCAAGGCAGCUGUGAUCCGACUGGGCUUGAUGGAGAUGAUUGCUUUUGCCAAACUCUUCUGCAAGGGCCCUGUUACUUCUGCCACCUUCCUGGAGAGCUGUGGGAUUGCUGACCUCAUCACGACUUGCUAUGGGGGCCGGAAUCGCAAAGUAGCGGAGGCUUUUGCCAAGACUGGCAAGUCUAUUGAGCAGCUGGAGAAGGAGAUGCUCAAUGGGCAGAAGCUGCAGGGCCCUCAGACGUCAGCAGAGCUUCAACACAUCUUCAAGCACAAGAAUCUGGUGGACAAGUUCCCACUCUUCACUGCUGUUUAUCAGAUUUGCUACGAAGGCAAACCCGUCUCUGAUUUCAUCAAGUGCCUGCAAAACCACCCUGAACAUCUGUGAUUGGCCUCUAGACUUGUCCCAACAAGGAAGAGGUGGGAUUUUUGCCACUGCCAUCCUCCAAAGAAGACAAG
Messenger RNA from Euleptes europaea (tarantolino), 1144 nucleotides. RefSeq names its product glycerol-3-phosphate dehydrogenase 1 (gene GPD1). Gene Ontology annotation, biological process: glycerol-3-phosphate catabolic process; carbohydrate metabolic process. Bases 24 to 1073 code for a protein of 349 amino acids. The record is from RefSeq and is a predicted model, not a curated record. The transcript is spliced from 8 exons. Gene Ontology annotation, molecular function: NAD binding; glycerol-3-phosphate dehydrogenase [NAD(P)+] activity; protein homodimerization activity. NCBI's taxonomy places the organism in Eukaryota, Metazoa, Chordata, Lepidosauria, Squamata, Sphaerodactylidae. Gene Ontology annotation, cellular component: glycerol-3-phosphate dehydrogenase (FAD) complex; cytosol.